Molecule: messenger RNA, 3229 nt
Organism: Diatraea saccharalis (sugarcane borer)
Lineage: Eukaryota; Metazoa; Arthropoda; Insecta; Lepidoptera; Crambidae
Source: the annotation of a GenBank genome assembly
UGUUGACGAGGCGACGUCCGUUACAUACAACUGGCGCUCCAGGCUCCGCAGUUGCCCUCAGUAAUUCACACACUCGUGACUGGCUGCGAUCCGCACACGCAAAUGUUUAAACGCGCACGCGCAAACAGCGCGAUGCAGUGAUUUUGGAAGUGCAAAUAUAACUAUUUGUUUUGAAAAGUAAAUUUUAAUUGACAUAAUAUAUAUAUCUGACAACAUGGCGAUAGUGGCAAUAAAAUUUUUUGAUAUAGUUCCUGUAAGGUUCAACUUAUGGGUAAUGUUGUUUACAAGUUGCUGGGUAGUGUAUAUGCUACGAGUCAACAUGAGUCUCAAUAUCAUCGCCAUGGUGCCGCAGACAAAAAAUAAUUCCUCAUUGCGAUCACAAUGCGAGCCGCGAGAUGAACUGUCAAAUGAAACUCUUUACCACGUUGAUAUUGCUGACGUCAGAGAGGCACCUAGACUGGUACCUGGUGGUGGUUCGUUUGAAUGGUCAGCAGAUCAGCAAGCCCUUAUUCUUGGUGCUUACUUCUGGUGUUAUCCGGUGACAUCUUUGGUGGGAGGCAUGGCGGCUGAGCGCUGGGGACCUCGUUACGUAGUCCUGUUAAGCUCUAUAGCGAGUGCGAUCCUUACUAUGCUCUCUCCUCUGGCAGCACGAAUUAGUUAUGUGGGUUUAGUGGUCGUUAGAUUUUUCCUUGGAUUUGCUGGAGGCUUUAUUUAUCCUUCACUGCAUGUAUUGGUAGCAAGAUGGGCACCGCCAGCCGAAAAGGGAAAGUUUGUGAGCGCUAUGAUGGGAGGAACAUUGGGAACUGUUGUUACUUGGUCAUUGACUGGACCUCUAAUGGAAAAGUUCGGGUGGGCUUCAGCUUUUUAUGUGCCAGCGGCCCUGACAAUUAUCUGGUGUAUUUUCUGGUGGUACCUCGUCGCCGACACACCUACAGAUCACCCUAGGAUCACGGAUGCAGAGAGGAAAUAUAUUUUAGAAGCACUCGGCGACAAGGUCAAGAAAUCAAAGGGAUUACCACCAUUCAAGAAUAUUAUAACUUCAUUUCCGUUUCUCGCUAUGGUGGUUUUACACUAUGGAAAUCUUUGGGGUUUAUAUUUUAUAAUGACCGUUGGACCGAAAUUCGUAUCAAGCGUGUUGGGCUUUGAAUUAUCGGCUGCUGGCGUAAUAUCUGCAUUGCCUUAUCUCGCAAGACUGUUUCUGGCUACCAUAUUUGGUGCUAUCGGAGACUGCAUACUUGCUAAACGUUUCAUGACGACCACAACAAUCAGAAAAUUCUUUUGUUUAUUCUCACAUAUAAUUCCUGGGAUUUUAUUGGUGUUACUUGUAUAUGCUGGUUGUUCGACAAUAUUGUCAGUGACGUUGAUCACAUUGUCUAUGGGUUUUAACGGCGCUGCGACUCUUACAAACUUGCAAAAUCACCAAGAUCUUGCGCCGAACUACGCUGGAACUCUCUACGGAGUUGCUAAUUUCGUGGGAAGCACAGCUGGAUUCUUUACACCGAUGAUAACUGCAUAUUUCACUAGAAAUGGGAAUACUUUCGAGCAAUGGCGUCCUGUCUUCUUUGUCGGCGCGUCGGUCUAUGUGGUUUCAGCUAUAUUCUUCAUAUUAUUUGGUACUGGAAAUAUUCAACCUUGGAAUUUUGGAAAGGAAGACAACGAGAUCAAGGAAGACAAAGAAAAAAAUAAUGCCCUCAAAGAGAUGAACGAACCACAAGAAAGAAAAGGUGACGCAAAAGAAAUAAAAGAAACUUCAUUAAAUGUCGCCAGCUAGAUAAUAACAACUUUAUAGGACUUGUGAUAUUAAUUCAGUUCAAUUUAAAUAGAUAAUAGUAAUUAUUCCUGAUUAGCUGCGGUGUGAAAUUGUUAGUUUUGAAUUAUUAAUUGUGUUAAAAUUUUGACCUUGUAGUUACGUUACAAAUGUGUGAUUAUUUGACGAUAAUAUUUAAAUAUAUCCGAAUUUUUGGUCACUUUAUUUUGAUGUGAUAAGAUAGACAUGUCAGUGAGAUUUUAGGUAGUGUAAUAAAGUUAUCAUUACUUAGCCAACAUAGUUUCUUGCUGCAUUGUUAUGUAUGUGUGUACUUUUGUUAUUAAAUUCUAACAACUUGUUCGUAUAUAAUUAUUACAUAUUUGUUGGUACCAAAUGGAAAUGUCCAAACUGCGUAUGAAAAUCUAAUCUAAGUAUUUAGCCUUGAUUAAUGUCUAUUCAUUUACUACAAUAAGCUAAAUCAAAUGAUUUAAAUUAGCGACAUUUUUUGAGUAUGCUGAAGGUUUUUACGUUGUAUUAUGUUCAAUGUAUUAUUACAAAUCUGUAAAGUUUUGAUAGCUUAAGAUUUUACCAUGAUGACUUUUUGAAUUUGAGUUUGGAACUCUUUCGAGCAGUAUUAACCAUAAAAAUAUUUUACAUAAGUAUAUGUCUUAAUAUUUCUAAACGUUUAUGUAAACUAUUUGUUUGGGAAGAUUGUUUACUGCAAAUCGGAGAAGUAAAAGUAAAAAAGAAAUUUUAAAUAUAAUCAUUUGAGCUUUUGUACUCUUCUCAAUAGGUUUCUGAAUUGAUUUUUUAGACGUUAGUGUUUGAAGUAUUUCUACUAAUUCUCCAAUUUGUUUUAUUUACUAGUAAACAAUUAAAGCAUUUAAUUAUUGUUUUAGUAUUAUAAUAGUAAUUUAAAUCCAAAUGGAAUACAUGAUCUGUUAAAGUUAAAUGUUGACUUCACGUAUUUAUAAAUAAUUAUAGUACCAGCACCAUUUGCUUUUGAUAUAUAAUUUUCCGCAAUUUCAUGCCACAUUGUACAUAUCUGCUGCCAAUUUCUUUGAUUCAUUUUUAAAUGUUUUAUUAUAUCUUAAAGAGAUGAUGUACCUUUUUUCAUACGUAUUUACUUAAUUUAAUAUUAAUUAUACUAUUAUAACGAAUUAAAUUGAUUAUAAGGUAUUGAUGCUCGACUAUUUAUUGAUGAUCGGGGUGUUAUGACUUCCUUAUUUAGACUAUUUCUGAAUAUCACUAAAUUAAUGUACUAUAAUAAAUAUUUAUUGGUGUAAGAUCGUUUAAAAACCAUUCCAUCGAGGAGAAGGCCUCGAUCGUAAACUGAUAUAUGAUGUACUAAUUAACUCGAAUUUUUAUGAAGUAGUGAUAAUAUUAAAUUUUAAAAAUUAAGUAAAUGAGUUUUAAUUUAACCUUAUACCAAGAAUAAAGUAACUAACAAACAUCAGAUGUCGUUGGCAAUGAAUUAAAAUA